AUGCCGCCAACGAAAGCAACGAUGGAAAUCAUAAAGAAUUCCAAAAAAUUUAUAUUGACGAAUCGUUAUCCACCAGUUUCGACUUCUUCGGUGAAAGGUGGAAAACCUCUUAUAUCAAACACGAAGAAAGGGAUUUUAUCGACAGCCAUUUCCAGGAUGAAUCGAAAGAAAUACCGAGUUACUUUCGCUGAGAUGUGCAAACCUUCAACUUCUGCAGAUAAUAAUGCAUAUCAAAUUACAACUAGGAGCUCGAGGUUAGAGGACAAUCAAACAGAAUGGAGGAAUAACUCAAAUUCGAAUGAAGUACGAGAACUAUCGGAGCUUACUGAAAACCGUGCAUCCGACUCUCAUUCUCUCGAUAAUUCCACGAAAAAUUAUCUUAAAAUACUUCCCGUUACCGGUUUCUGUAAUAUGCCACUCCCACAGCAACACGAAAUGCCUUCGGAAGGAAUUUACAGGAUAUAUGCCAAUACUUCAUCAAAAACCACGUUUCUGACGCAAUCAUUAAGAUCAGAUGCAAGACUGAAUGAUGUGAAGGACGAGAAAAAUGCGCAGAAAAAAACAGGAAGAAUAUUUAGAAGGAGUUCGCCGUUCAAGUCAAAGGCUUAUCGUAGAAAUCGCAGGCGCAUUCAAUAUCAAGUGGAUUCCUAUCUACCUCUCUCUGAUAAAAGACGUAGUUCUACAUACGAAAGGGAUGAUAGAUCCAGAAGGCGAAGCGGCAGAGAUCAUCGUGAUGAACGUGCCUCGAAUAGAAGACGAUGCACAAUCGACGAAAGAAACAAUCCAAGUGAAAGUGAACGCAAAGAAGCUAGAAUUGAUGAGAAUUUAUCCGACGAUCAAAAGAAAUAUCAGAAGAAAGCAUGUGAUGAUCGCGAGAAAUCCCGAACACGGAGCUCAGUUCAAAUGUCUGCAGAGUCAGAAAUUCAAGAAAUCACAUAUAAUGUUCAAAAUGAUGAAGAGAACAAGGAGAAUUCUGAAGCCAGUUACGCUCAAUCGUUGAAUCAAUAUGGUGAUCAGACGCUGAAUCAGUAUGGAAUCACACUGUUAUCGAAUCAUAAUAACACGCGGAGAUCCUACUAUUAG
Caenorhabditis remanei is the source of this 1083-nucleotide messenger RNA. RefSeq lists its product as uncharacterized. The transcript is spliced from 4 exons. Lineage: Eukaryota; Metazoa; Nematoda; Chromadorea; Rhabditida; Rhabditidae. The record is from RefSeq and is a predicted model, not a curated record. Bases 1 to 1083 code for a protein of 360 amino acids.